Molecule: messenger RNA, 2042 nt
Organism: Caretta caretta (loggerhead turtle)
Lineage: Eukaryota; Metazoa; Chordata; Testudines; Cheloniidae
Gene: ABHD12B
Product: abhydrolase domain containing 12B
Biological process (GO): monoacylglycerol catabolic process; phosphatidylserine catabolic process
Cellular component (GO): endoplasmic reticulum membrane
Molecular function (GO): monoacylglycerol lipase activity; phosphatidylcholine lysophospholipase A1 activity
Source: RefSeq, a predicted model, not a curated record
CCGGCGCAGAGCCGAGGAUGAAGCGGCGCAGCGAGCGGGGGGUCGCGCCGCCGCCGCCCUUGGGGGAGGGUCCCGCGGCCCAGGCUUCGCCGGGCGGGGCUGGAGACCCCCCUGGGGGCUCCCCGCGGCCCAGGCGGAGUUGGCCAUCCUGGUUAUUCAGAACCCUAAUUCUGCAUCUCUUCAUUAUUUAUGUUUCCAUACCAUUCCUUAUACGUCUCUUUCCUGCGCUGUUGGCCAAGUUUGUCUUUCUCAAUAUUGUGGCAUUUCCCUUUGUGGACUUUGGGAAGCCUGAAUUGCUGCUGAACCAUACUGUAAACUUCUAUCUCACAACCGAACCAGAGGUCACCAUCGGUGUCUGGCAUGUUUUGCCUGGCAGCAGGGGGAUAGAAGCUCAAGGGAAGGACCACAGCUGGUAUGAAGAAAGUCUUGCAGACAAUAAUCCCGUUAUAAUUUAUCUCCAUGGCAAUGGAGGUAACAGGGCUUCAGGGCACAGAGUUUCCUUGAUGAAGGUGAUGAGUGGUGCAGGCUUCCAUAUACUGGCUCUUGACUACAGAGGGUAUGGGGACUCUAGCGGCUAUCCAAGUGAGACUGGAUUUACUACAGACGUCCUGUACCUCUAUGACUGGGUAAAAGCCCGGAGUGGAAAUAGCAGAGUGCUCUUCUGGGGACACUCCUUGGGUAGUGGAGUAGCAACAAAUGUUGCAAGGAAACUGCUUGAAGAAAAAGGCAUCCAGGUGGACUUGAUCAUUCUGGAAUCCUCAUUCACCAACAUUCGGGAGGCAGCAGCUCAUAUCCCCAUUACCAGAAUCUACCGUAAAUUCCCAGGAUUUGAGUACUUAAUCCUUGACUCAAUGGCAUUGGGUGACAUAUUUUUCCAUAAUGAUGAGAAUGUUAAAGUGCUGUCCAGUCCCCUUUUGAUUUUGCAUUCAGAAGAUGACCCUGUCUUGCCCAUGCACCUGGGUAGAAAGCUUGCUGAGAUUGCUCUCCACUCCUAUGCGAACAAAGACAAGGUCAAGUUUGUUGCCUUUCCAGAGAAGCUGGGUUUAGCCCAUGAAAACAUCUGUUCAGAUCCAGAACUGCCAGACAUUGUGAAAGACUUCCUGAAGAACAUCAAGUGAUACCAGCUACUGCAAUGUAUGUUAAUCACCAUGGGUGCACUUACAGCUGCAGCCACAUCAUGGCAGAGACUUUCAACAAAACUACAAUAGAAAGUUGAUUUGAUUUUAAUCAGCAAAUGGACUAAAUACAUUUGUGUAGACAGACCUGCUACUGGCAAAAUAGCUUCCCCCUACCCUAAGCUGUACUCAGGUAGGGUAAAGUUUACUUUACACUAAACUUUGUUUUCUUCUUAAGAGCUUAAAACUAAGGGCUGCACUAAAUGUAAGCAGUUUUUGAAGUGAUAAAUAAGCCCCUCUAUGGCUGUUUUUACAGACAUCACAUCUGUGAAACUCCAAAUUGUGUAGUCAAGUUACUAGUCAGCACAGAAUUGGACUUUAUCUUAACACCUUAGUAGGAACAGGGUGCUUAAUAUCUGGAGUAUGACUAUGGGGUAGUGAUGAGGCCAGUGUUCGUAGAGGGCUGUCCAGUGGAGGGCUGGAAAGGCUCUGAGUGUUCAGGUGGGGAGGUAAUUAUCUUGCUCUCAAUACUCCUGCUGAGGUUGCCUCAGUGCUAAGUCCAGUUCUUUAGGAAAUUAGAACCCAUGGGAGAAUAGAAAGUGAUCAAAGGUUAGAACUGUGCAUGCUCAGUCUUGAGGAAAGGUAACAGUUAAGGGCAGUGUUCUGUGCCCCCUGCAGUUACAACACUUAGUUUACAGCAAGGGAGGUUUUGGUCAGUUUUUCCUUCUGCUGAAACAAAGCCUAUUACUAUCACCCUUGCUCCUGAGGAAACCUAUUACUACUUGUGUGUGUCUAGUUAGACUAGUUGGGCCUAUUUUCCUUCCUUCCUUCCCCCCCCUACUUCCCUUGUGACAUUUUAUGUAACAUCUGACUUGAGGACAGGUACAGUAAAAUCGCCUGGCUGAGUCUACACAAGCAAUCCCAGGU